This is a messenger RNA of Epinephelus moara (kelp grouper), 873 nucleotides long. Its product is annotated as G-protein coupled receptor 4-like. The record is from RefSeq and is a predicted model, not a curated record. Gene Ontology annotation, cellular component: membrane. Gene Ontology annotation, molecular function: G protein-coupled receptor activity. Gene Ontology annotation, biological process: positive regulation of Rho protein signal transduction; phospholipase C-activating G protein-coupled receptor signaling pathway. Lineage: Eukaryota; Metazoa; Chordata; Actinopteri; Perciformes; Serranidae.
AUGGAAGAUUUACACAAGUACAACACUUCACACAACUACAGCUCUGAUCUCAGCAACAUCGGCUACACCUACUACAAUGAUAUUGAUAACCUUAUGUUCAGCUUAAAUGUGGUGACAUACAUAGUUCUUGUCAUCGGCCUUCCUUUGACGCUGGUGGCCAUCUAUGCUCUUUUUUCUCAGGUGAGAAAUGAUAACGUCACUCCCAUCUACGUCAUCAACCUCCUCAUCUCUGACCUCAUUCAGUUCUGCUGCAUGAUUGCUGUCAUGGUGCCACCUGAGGACAGUCUCCCGGCGCUGAUCAAAGGCCAUACUCGGUUCGCCAGUGUUGGCUUCAUGGUGUGUAUCGCCAUGGAAAGGUAUUUUGCCAUCGUCUUCCCACUGUGGUACCGCUUCAGACAAACCAUCAAGACCUCUGUGCUGGUCUGCGUCAUGGUCUGGGUCCUUCCUCUCAUCUGUACCCUCCCUAAAUUAAUCUGCAGUUCUGCUAAUGCCAACUUAAUCGCAGGCAUCUUUUUACUUCUUCCCCUCCCACUGCUCAUAUUCUUCGUGGGUGGGACCCUCAGAGCUCUGUCUGCUUCCAUCUCGGUCCGCUCUGAUGAAAAACGACGAAUUGCAGGAAUGUUGGUCCUGGUGCUGCUGAUUUACAUCUUGCUGUUCCUGCCCUCCAUCAUUUUCUGCAUGGCAGAAGAACUGGUUAAUGACACUGUUUCAUCACUGUCUCUUGUGUUCAUCAGGUUGUGUCCUCUUGCAGAUUUAGUUCUGUAUGUUUUCAUGAGGAAAGGGACCUCUGUGAGUUGUUGCAGAAUGGACAGCAAUGAAAUCAAGUCCAGCAGUAGCAGUGGUGAUGACGUGUCCACAGUCAGCUUCACGUAG